ACAAACACAACUCAACUUAUCAAAUCCUUAUUUUUUUAUUUUGCGUCUCUUGCGUGACUCAAGAAUCAAACAACAACACAAGUGUCAAGAAGAACCAAAGCCACGAACAAGAAAGGCCAAGAACCUCAUCAAGAUCCUUCUUUAAUCGUCUUCUUCUCAAUUCAAUCUCUGCAGAAAUGGAAGAAGUUUUAUUCGAUGAUAUUCUUGGCGAGAUAUUUACAAGGUUGUCAUCGUCUUCUUCUUCGUUACCUUCUUUCGAAUCGGUUCCUCUUGUUUCAAAGCGAUGGCUUCGUCUCUACAGAGCAUCAAAGACUUCCAUGUCUUUACAAUUCAGUCCUCACGACGGUUCUGUGAUGACCCUUUUGCCCUCUAUCCUCCGUAACCAUCCUUCUCUCUCUUCCCUCAAUCUCUGCUUCCCUGUCACCAUCAGAACCAAAGCCACAAACCCAAUUCGUUCUUAUGACGAGUCUCUCAAGGCUCAAACGAGUUUUAACGAUGAACUCAUCUCAAUCAUAUCUUCUUGCUGCUUCAAUCUCAAAAAUUUCAGUUUCUUGAUCAAUCCUAUCUCUUCAUCUUCUUUGCUUCCUCUGGCUACUUCUUUAUCUCUCACUUCUCUAUCUAUCAAACUGUGGAAACCACAAAACUCAGAUUUCACUUGGAUUGCUCUGUUUUCAUCUCUCAAGGAGUUAUCAAUCGAUGUUCAGUCAACGAGUUCUCCAGCUUCCGGGUCUAAUCCAAACCCGGAAGUUGUAGAAUUGGGUUUGGAAUCGGUUUCUUUAUCCGGAAUCCAAUCUGAUGAUACUCGAGUUACCUGGUUAUGGAGGAGUUGCAGAAAGUUAAAGAAACUGAAACUGAAACAUUGCGGAAGCGUUGGAGAAUCCGAGUUCUUCGGGUUGUGUCUGAAGAACGUGGAAGAGAUUGAGUUAAUAACGUGUAGGAGUGUGGUUGAUGUUGUCUUGCUGAAAGUUACAGAGAUUUGUGAGUCUUUGAAGUCUCUGUUGAUACAUGAUGGUGGAAGCAAAGAUGGGUUGGUUCACUUCAUGAACAAUGCUGCUAGGUGUUAUGAUACUUUGGAAAGACUUGACUUGCGUCUACCUAUGGAUUUGAACGAUGAUCAUCUAGUCUCUCUGGCUGAGAAUUUCAAGUCUCUGUCUAGUAUUAGGCUUACAAGCUCUACUUUUGUGUCUGGUUUGAGUCUAAAGAUGCUAGCUUUAAGCUUUAGUUCGAGUCUUGAAGAGCUUUCAUUGCUCAGCUGCAACGCGAUUGAACGAGAGCGUGGUUUGUUGGCGACGUUAGGACAGGAUUUGAGGAAGUUAAGGAAACUAGAUCUGACAAGGAACGAGUGGUUGUUCGACAAAGAAGUUGUAUCGAUGUUAGCUUCUUGCAACGGUUUGGUUGAGUUGGGUUUGAGAGAUUGUAAGCAUUUGACAGGUGAAGUGUUGGUGGCUUUGAACAAACAGGGUUUGAAGUUGAAGACUUUAGACAUUGUAGGUUGUCGGUUGAUGCAGUCUGAUGAUGUGGAGGCUUUUGUGAUGAACAACAACUCUUCUAGAUGGUUGAAGAAGCUUGUGGUUGAAGAGAACCAGAUUACAGAAGAUAUACUCAACUUGGCUGCGAGUAAGUUAAUUGAAACUGUUGUGUUUCCUUCUCUCGUUUGGUAGUGUCUUCAGUUGGAUUGGUGUGUUUGAAUAAAGGAAAGCCCAAUGCAAUGAUGUGGCAUUCUAAUACUAUUUAGGGGAAUUAUCUGUAUUUAUGGAAUAUGCAAAGAGGAAAGUUGUAAUAAACUCUUAUCCUAAGGAAGAAUAAUUAAGUUAAAUAAUAGAUUCAAC
Capsella rubella is the source of this 1829-nucleotide messenger RNA. RefSeq lists its product as uncharacterized. NCBI's taxonomy places the organism in Eukaryota, Viridiplantae, Streptophyta, Magnoliopsida, Brassicales, Brassicaceae. Gene Ontology annotation, biological process: SCF-dependent proteasomal ubiquitin-dependent protein catabolic process. Bases 177 to 1661 code for a protein of 494 amino acids. The record is from RefSeq and is a predicted model, not a curated record. The transcript has a single exon. Gene Ontology annotation, cellular component: SCF ubiquitin ligase complex.